This is a messenger RNA of Neopsephotus bourkii (Bourke's parrot), 3291 nucleotides long. It is a transcript of the gene CYLD, whose product is annotated as CYLD lysine 63 deubiquitinase. Bases 155 to 3028 code for a protein of 957 amino acids. The transcript is spliced from 16 exons. Gene Ontology annotation, molecular function: K63-linked deubiquitinase activity; cysteine-type deubiquitinase activity. Gene Ontology annotation, cellular component: cytosol. Gene Ontology annotation, biological process: protein K63-linked deubiquitination; positive regulation of extrinsic apoptotic signaling pathway; regulation of mitotic cell cycle. The record is from RefSeq and is a predicted model, not a curated record. Lineage: Eukaryota; Metazoa; Chordata; Aves; Psittaciformes; Psittacidae.
GCUUUCUGCUCUGAAUUUCGUUCCUUGCAAAAUGAAUAUUGCAUUAUUUCACAAAGGCUGGACCCUCCAGUAGGAUUUGUGAAGAUACGUGCACGUAAAUCAACAGCUUAUUUUUCUUGAAGACUUCUAUGCAGCUUACAAAGUUUUAAUCACAAUGAAUUCUGGCUUAUGGAGUCAAGAAAAAGGCAGUUCAUCCUAUUGGGAAGAGCGGAUCUUUUACUUGCUUCUCCAGGAAUGCAGUGUCUUGGACAAGCAGACGCAGAAGCUCUUGAAAGUACCCAAAGGUAGCAUUGGGCAGUUUUUUCAAGACCGUUCUUCUGUGGGACACUCCAGAAAUAUUCCUUGUAAAGGCAAGAAACUGCAGAUUGGAUUAAAGAUUCUGGAACAACCUCAUGCAGUCCUGUUUGUGGACGAGAAAGAUAUUAUAGAAAUAAAUGAAAAACUAGCUGAGUUGCUUUUGGCUAUUACUAACUGUGAGGAAAGAUACAGUCUGUUUAAAAGCAAAAGCAGGUUAACUAAAGGCAUCCAAAUAGAUAUUGGCUCACCUGUUAGAGUACAGCUGAGAUCGGGAGAUGAGAAAUUCCCUGGAGUUGUUCGUUUCAGAGGACCCUUGAUGCAAGAAAGGUCCCUAACGGGGAUAUACUUUGGAGUAGAAUUACUGGAAGAAGGUCGUGGUCAGGGUUUUACUGAUGGACAAUACCAAGGCAAGCAACUUUUCAGAUGCGAUGAGGAUUGUGGGGUUUUUGUUGCUUUGGACAAACUGGAGCUGGUGGAAGAUGAUGACAAUGAACUGGAAAGUGACUAUGCAGCUCCUGUUGAAGCAAUGCAGGUAGAACUUCCUCCUCUGGAGAUCAACUCCAGGGUUUCUCUGAAGAUAGGAGAGAGUAUAGAGUAUGGGACAGUUAUAUUCUGUGAUGUCUUACCAGGAAACGAGAGUUUAGGAUACGUUGUUGGAGUGGACAUGGAUAAUCCUAUUGGAAACUGGGAUGGAAGAUAUAAUGGAAUACAGCUCUGCAGUUUUGCAAGUGUUGAAAGUACACUUCUUUUGCAUAUCAAUGAUGUUAUUCCAGAGACUGUGUCACAGGACAGGAGACCUCCAAAGCUUGCUUAUACCUCCAGAGGUGGUGGUGACAAAAGCUUGUUCAAUCAUAGUAAGCCAAAGUCUACUGGAUCUACCUCUGAAACUGGAAAAAGAAACAGAUCUGAAGCCUUCUACACAUUAAAUGGCUCAUCGGUUGACUCUCAGCCUCAAACAAAAGCAAAACCCCCAUGGUAUAUUGAUGAAGCUGCUGAAGACCCAGCAAAAUCACUUAGUGAUUCAUCUCCUGGAUUUGGGCAUUCUUCACCACCACUGCAGCCACCUUUAACGAACUCUGUGUCUACAGAAAACAGAUUUCACUCCCUCCCUUUCAGCUUGACAAAAACAUCAAGUACUAAUGGUACUGGUACUACUAUUGGACAUAGUCCUCUCUCUUUAUCUGUUCAGUCUGUCAUUGGUGAUGUAAAUACUACAGCAAACCAGGAGAGUCCAUCAUCAACAGGCCCAGCUGGGAACUCGCAUGGUCUUGAAGCAGGUUCCUUGGCUGAAGUUAAAGAAAAUCCUCCUUUCUAUGGAGUAAUCCGAUGGAUUGGCCAGCCCCCUGGAGUAAAUGAAGUAUUAGCUGGACUGGAACUGGAAGAUGAAUGUGCCGGUUGUACGGAUGGCACAUUUAAGGGAACUCGAUACUUCACGUGUGCUCCGAAGAAAGCUCUUUUUGUUAAACUCAAAAGCUGCAGGCCAGAUUCCAGGUUUGCCUCACUACAGCCAGUUUCCAACCAGAUUGAACGCUGCAACUCUCUAGCCUUUGGAGGUUACUUAAGUGAAGUGGUAGAAGAAAACACUCCUCCAAAAAUGGAAAAAGAAGGUUUAGAGACAAUGAUUGGAAAGAAGAAAGGUAUCCAGGGUCAUUACAACUCCUGUUACUUAGACUCCACCUUAUUCUGCCUGUUUUCUUUUAGCUCUGUUUUGGACACUGUGUUACUCAGACCUAAAGAAAAGAAUGAUGUAGAAUAUUAUAGUGAGACCCAAGAGCUGUUGAGGACAGAGAUAGUGAAUCCUCUGAGAAUAUACGGAUAUGUAUGUGCUACAAAAAUAAUGAAACUGAGGAAAAUACUUGAAAAAGUUGAAGCUGCAUCAGGAUUCACUUCAGAGGAAAAAGAUCCAGAAGAAUUUUUGAAUAUUUUAUUUCACCAUAUUUUAAGAGUUGAGCCACUGUUGAAAAUAAGAUCAGCAGGUCAGAAAGUACAGGACUGUUACUUCUAUCAAAUUUUUAUGGACAAAAAUGAGAAAGUCGGAGUUCCAACAAUUCAGCAGUUACUAGAGUGGUCAUUCAUCAACAGCAACUUGAAGUUUGCAGAGGCACCCUCUUGCCUGAUCAUCCAGAUGCCUCGGUUUGGAAAAGACUUCAAAAUGUUCAACAAAAUUUUUCCAUCCUUGGAAUUAAAUAUAACAGACUUACUUGAAGACACUCCCAGGCAGUGCCGCAUAUGUGGAGGACUUGCUAUGUAUGAGUGCAGAGAAUGUUACGAAGAUACUGAUAUUUCUGCUGGGAAAAUCAAACAGUUCUGCAAAACGUGCAAUACCCAAGUUCAUCUUCAUCCCAAGAGACAGAGUCAUAAAUUCAAUCCAUUAUCACUACCUAAAGACCUGCCAGACUGGGACUGGCGACACGGCUGCAUCCCGUACCAGAAGAUGGAGUUGUUUGCUGUUCUCUGCAUAGAAACAAGCCACUAUGUAGCUUUUGUUAAAUAUGGGAGGGAUGAUUCCGCCUGGCUCUUCUUUGACAGCAUGGCAGAUCGGGAUGGAGGUCAGAAUGGCUUUAACAUUCCACAAGUUACCCCAUGUCCAGAAGUUGGUGAAUAUUUGAAGAUGUCUCUAGAAGAAUUACAUUCGUUAGAUUCCAGAAAAAUUCAAGGUUGUGCAAGAAGACUACUUUGUGAUGCGUACAUGUGCAUGUAUCAAAGUCCAACGAUGAGUUUAUACAAAUGAGCAACAGCCUCUGGAAUACUGAAGAAACAGUACGGAGUUAUUGACUGCUGCAUUUGCUGCACGUUUUGGUUAGUUUUAAUGCAACUCUGGCUGGCAAUGGAAGAAAUCGACUAUGAGAGCAAAAGGAGCCCUCUUCCAAAAUCUACAUGUGGAGUUCUGUAAUUGAAGUAUUUAAGCAUUUUGCACUCUGGGAAGUGUGCUUGUGUGUUUGUUUUUUAAACAAAGUCGUAAGUGAAGUUACUAAAAAUUAAAAGCUUUAAGUG